CAAACGUUGACAACCAUCAAUUUUUAUUUUUUCUUUUUUCUUUUUUCUUUUUUCUCACCUAGCCUCAUGAUCCGGAGUGGUAGAGGACCAAAAUCGAUUUACAGACAGCCCUUCUUCUUUAUCGGCGGUGAUGAGAUAAGGUCUCCGAUACACACAAAACCCCCCUCAAACCCUAACACGUUUCGAAUUCGAUGCCAGAGGCCAAAAAAGGGCUUUCAAUGCUGAAACAGUGGCAAUUGACAAUUGGCAAUUGGGUAUCUCAUCCUUACAAAAUGGGAGGGAGGAUUAGAUAACUUGAAAGAACUGGAAAUAAGAACACCUUUGUAACAUAUAUAGGUCUAUGGAAUGCAUCACAAGUUCACAACGUCAUCUGAACUAGUUCUGUCAGAGCUUUUAUGGCUAAUUUCUGGGUGAAACUGUUCAAAAGAUUUGAUAUUGGAUGGUGUCUUCAAUUCAUUGUGCACAAGAAAACAGUGAAACUAGCCAAAGCUCAAGCCCUAGACAAACAACAUCAAUACAAGAACUUGAAUUUUGCUGCAAAACUUUGUUUGGUGAAGCAACAGAAGAACAUCCAAUUGGCACUGAAAAUGUACACAAGGGAUCGACAAAAGCCAGGGCUGCAGAAUGUGAAUAUAUUGGUAUUGAACAAUUUGAACCACUUAAUGAAGAUCUGACACUAUAUUUGAGUUGUGAACAACUUGGACAACAACUUGAAGAUGCCAGCAUGUAUUCUAAUUCUAAUCAGUUAGGUUUAUUACCUGAAGAUGCCGCUGGAAAAAAUUUAAGUACUAAGCAAACUAUGCCGGAACUCAAUCAUGAACUCGUUCCUGGAAGUGUAAAUAAGGACAUUUGGGUAGAAAAAUGGAAAACUGGCACUGUAAACUUUCAAAAUGUACCAGCUGAAAUUGUGACGGUAGAAUCCCAUACUUUCGGUUUUGAACAACCUGGCCGACCUUCUGAAGAACUGACCAGAAAUUCCAGUUGGGAACAAUUGCAACCACCCCAAGAAGAUGAGAGAAAAAAUUAUCUGGAACAAUUGGGAGUGCCACCAGAAGAUAAAGUCGUGAAUACUAGUCUUGAACAAUUAGAAAUGCCACCAGACGAUGCAACGAACAAUCCUAGUAAAUCAGGAGGGAGAACCUCUGGAAAAUCAACAAAAGAGAAACAUGCACUGAGAUCUUCUGUAGGCAGUACUAGAGUUUUGCGUUCAAGGUUGCAAGAGAAAUCUAAAGCUCCGGAGGCAAGUAAUAAUAUGGAAGAGAAGAAGAAACAGAUGAAGAAAAUUACACUUGAUGAAUUCUCAAGACUUAGAAAUCGUUUGAGAUACUUGCUGGAUCGAAUAGGCUACCAGCAAACCUUGAUUGAUGCCUAUUCUGGUAAAGAUUGGAGAGGACAAAGCCUAGAAACAAAGCCUGUGGAGCUUCAGGAUGCCCAAUUUGAAAUUCUCCACUGCAAAUUAAAAAUAAGACAUCUAUUUCAACAUCUUGAUUUGUUAACUGCUAGAGGAAAGUUUCCAGCAUCCUUGUUUGAUUCUGAAGGACAGAUUGACAGCAACGACAUAUUCUGUGCAAAAUGUGGGUGUAAAGAUUCGCCAGCUGAUAAUGAUAUCAUACUCUGUGACGGUGAUUGUGAACAUGGUCCUCUCCAGUUUUGUCUGGAACCACCAUUGUUAAAAGAAGACGUUCCUCCUGGUGAUGAGGGUUGGCUUUGCCCUGGAUGUGAUUGUAAGGUCAACUGCAUCAAAUUGCUUAAUGAUUCUCAAGGAACUAAUUUUUCUAUUCUGGACACCUGGGAGACGGUGUUCCCUUUGGAAGCAAGUAUAAAUAAGGAUUUUGGACUUGGAUUUUCAUCAGAUGAUUCUGAGGAAAAUGAUUAUGACCCAGAUCCUUCAGAGGUGGAUGAGAAAGUUGAGGGAGAUGAAUCAAGUUCUGACGAUUCUGAUUUCUAUUCUGCUUCCAAAGACUUUGAGGAUUCUUCUGAUGAUUCAGAGGAUGAUGAUUAUGAUCCUACUGCUCCAGAUCUCGAUGAGCAGGAGGCAUACGGAAAUGUUUCAUGUGAUUCAAGUGAUGGGCUGGAUGCUGAUGGCAUACCAAAGAAGCGAAGGAAGAACAAUACCGACAAAGUUGCUUCUGCAUCACCCAGUGGAAGGACUCCAAUUGUAGAGGGGACAAAUGCUAAGGAUAUGCAGCACAGCCAGGGAGAGAGUGAACAUACCCCUAAGAAAAGAGCGCAUGAGGGGCUAGAUGUUGAGGGCACAAAUAAUUCACCGGUGAAAUUUUAUGAACGUGGUUCUAAUGGUACUAGCACUAAAAGAUUUGGAGAAGCUGUAACUCAGGGACUAGCAAAAUCCUUCAAUGAAAACCAUUAUCCAGAUCGAGCUAUGAAAGAAAAAUUGGCAACAGAAUUUGAAAUUACAGUUAAACAGGUUAGCAAAUGGUUUGCAAAUGCACGUUGGAAAUUUCACCAUCCAUUGCCUGCCAGGCAGAGAUCUACGACCUCAGGAGUUCGCAAGAGAAAAAGUAAGCCAGAUGAUCAUCAAGGAUCAGGUUAAAUUCCAAGCGUUGAGAGGAGCAACUGAAACAGAAGUCUUCAUCUUUCAGGAUUUCGUUGUUGAUGCUUGCGGUUGCUGGUAGAGGUCGUGCAGUUAGUGCCUGCCUUUCUGUUUCAAUUUUAGUUCAUGAUGGUUUGUUUCUAUGUCUGUUAGUUUAUAUGAAAGUGGAAACUCUAUGUUCCCUAACUUUAUUUCUGAAGUUUUUAUUUAUUCUCAAAAAAUAUUGAUCAAGGAUUGCAAGUUUAAAAGUUGAGGUUGUGUAGCUGGUGCUUGCCUUUCUUUUUCAGUUUUAGCUUAUGACAAUCUUUAUGUAUGUUGGUUUAUAUGUAAGUGGAAACUCUAUGUUCCCCACCUUUAUUUAUGAAGUUCUUAUUUAUUAUCAAAAAAA
This is a messenger RNA of Camellia sinensis, 2939 nucleotides long. Lineage: Eukaryota; Viridiplantae; Streptophyta; Magnoliopsida; Ericales; Theaceae. The record is from RefSeq and is a predicted model, not a curated record.